AUGUGGUCGGCUAUCACAGUAAUCGCAUCGAUCAUCUUCGCCAUCUAUGCGGCAGAUCGAAAACAAUCUAAUGUGGUGAUAUUAUCGUCACUAUUCGCGUGCUUGAUAGCAGCACAGGCAGGAAUAAUUUUGUAUUCGGAAAAUAAUAAACCAUUGUUAAGAGAAGCAGUGACUAAAGGAUUCGGUUGGGUUGUUUUUGGAUUUCUAAUAUCAGCGUUAAUCUCUACAAUGGGUGAGCUGCGUACGGCUGGGCUUAUCACAUAUAUACUUAUUGGUGUUGGAUGGAUGAGCGUCACCAUCGGACUGUUAUUUUCUUCGGUAUUCCGAGAUGUACGUCUUCGUGUUGGUGAUGGAUGGGAAGAACUACACGAAGAAAUCGGGGGGUGA
This is a messenger RNA of Perkinsus marinus ATCC 50983, 387 nucleotides long. RefSeq lists its product as hypothetical. Lineage: Eukaryota; Perkinsozoa; Perkinsida; Perkinsidae. The record is from RefSeq and is a predicted model, not a curated record. The transcript has 4 exons. The coding region runs from base 1 to 387 and encodes 128 amino acids.